ACGUAACGUAACGUAACGCGGGUAACGAAAACACGGGAGGUCGAGAAUAAAGAAAAGAACCCGCAUCUCAACAACUGACCACCAGCAUCUCCCCUAAACCACCCUCUGCACUACUCUCUGGACAUUCGUGUGAUGCGUGGAUAAUAUCGUCGGGUUGCUGUUUUGUCGCGAAGGCACCUACUCUAGUGAUUUAUCGCCUUCCACAGCAACCGCCGCCGUGGCAAACGACGUACUACGUGGGCCUGAUUAGGACAGGGGGGAGGGCUGGCGCGUUCUAAUACCCUGCUUCCAGCGUAGUCAUCUCGUAUCGCCAGCAGCCAGAACACGCCAAGGAGAAGGUGCUGCGCCCGUAGUGAAUGCGCUACCGACCACAGCAGCAGCACAGGAUGAGCACGACCUACCCGAAGGCCCCGAUCGGUAUCCGCGUGAUUAGCUACCUCUCGGCCAAGCUAUGUCCCCGCUGGCAGAUCAACCGGGCGCUCUGGUUCAAAUGUUCCGUCCUGGGGCUGACCUAUCUGGCCUACACCUGCUACCACAUGACGCGCAAGCCACUCUCAGUCGUUAAGUCCGUGCUUCACCGGAACUGCUCCGGUGUCACACUACCGCCGGAAUUCAGCAACGCCGCUUCAACGGAUGGUGGUGGUGGUGGUGGAGGUGGUCCAGUGCCUCCGAAUGAUAGCACCUGGUGCGACUAUCCACCGUUCGAUGCACCCGACUUCAACGCGCUGCUCGGAACGCUCGAUUCGGCCUUCCUGUUCAGCUACGCGAUCGCCAUGUUCGCGGCCGGUUUCGUGGCAGAGCGUGUCUCGCUCCGCUACUUCCUGGCGCUCGGAAUGGCUCUGUCCGGUGUGUUCUGUUACCUGUUCGGGAUGGCCAAAGUGUACGACGUGCACACGAUCUGGUAUUUUGUGUUUGUGCAGGCAAUGGCCGGGAUGUUCCAGACGACCGGCUGGCCCGGUGUCGUGACCGUCGUUGGCCGCUGGUUCGGCAAAUCGAAGCGCGGUCUCAUCUUCGGCAUCUGGAACAGCCACACCUCGAUCGGUAAUAUUCUCGGUGUCAUGAUCGCGGCCCACUACGUCGAGCGCGACUGGUCGCUGUCCUUCAUCGUGCCCGGCUUCCUGAUGGGAGUGGUCGGUUUCGUUCUGUUUCUCUUCCUCGUCGAGCGACCCGAUAUCGUCGAUUGCCAGGAGAAGGUGGGUGAUCAUCGGCAACGAAUUGGCGCCAACGCCGUCGGUGGUGGCCCCUCUAGCUCUCGCGGCUGGGGAGAGGUAGAUGCUGCCGAUGUCGAGGAUGUAGCCGGUGUUAGCACGGAACAGGACAAUGUAUCGACGAGAAGCUUGCGUGGCAGUUAUUAUUCCAAUUCCGAAAUCAACGAACGGACACCGAUUAUCGGCAGCAUUAACCGAGAGCCGGCCCGCGAUCGUGUGAUCGGGUUCUACGAUGCACUCCGCAUUCCUGGAGUGCUGCAGUUCUCCUUUAGUCUGUUCUUCUCCAAGCUCGUCAACUAUACAUUCCUCUUUUGGCUGCCAUUUUACAUUCAAUCGUCAUCAUCGAUGGGCCCAGAGCUGUCCGCUCACGUAUCGACAGUGUUCGAUAUUGGCGGAAUUAUCGGUGCGAUAGCGGCCGGUAUGAUGUCGGAUGCAAGCGGUAAACCAGCCACUACCUGUACCACCAUGAUGGUCAUUGCCGCACCACUGCUACUUGUAUAUCGUUAUUGGGGUAACGUGUCGCUACCGCUUAACAUCCUAAUCCUGCUACUGGUGGGUUUGGUGGUCAACGGGCCGUACGCACUCAUCACGACAUCGGUCAGCGCCGAGCUGGGCCAGCACAGCUCGUUGAACGGAAACGAUAAAGCGCUCGCCACGGUGACGGCGAUCAUUGAUGGUACCGGUUCGGUUGGCGCGGCCAUUGGCCCUCUGCUAGCCGGCAUGUUUUCCGACUGGGACAACGUGUUCUACAUGCUCGUCACGGCCGACCUGCUCGCUCUCUGGUUGCUGAUGGGUAUCGUCCGGAGGGAGCUAUCGCGCCGCAACGCUAACCUUAACGUACGCAUCGAAUGAUCGCGAGGUGCUGGUGGGGUUCCGCGAGCUCCGUAGGGGAAGGGGAUCCACGAUUGGGUUCAACAAAAGGCUGUCCAUGUAUAAGAGUAUAGCUUCUUUAAAGUUUAAUUUUUAAAUCCUGCAAAACGAUCUUCUAAUAAAAACACAAACCGUUUACCACCAAAUGAUUGCAGAGUUGCUUC
Messenger RNA from Anopheles darlingi, 2242 nucleotides. It is a transcript of the gene MFS16, whose product is annotated as glucose-6-phosphate exchanger SLC37A2. The transcript has 6 exons. Gene Ontology annotation, molecular function: transmembrane transporter activity. The record is from RefSeq and is a predicted model, not a curated record. The coding region runs from base 357 to 2060 and encodes 567 amino acids. Gene Ontology annotation, biological process: transmembrane transport. Gene Ontology annotation, cellular component: membrane. Lineage: Eukaryota; Metazoa; Arthropoda; Insecta; Diptera; Culicidae.